GCUGGUUUCCUGGCUGUUUCGCCAAGUCCCAGGAAGCAUUUUAAAGAUGGGGAAGAAAGGGAUAAAAAUAUCCCUGUUAUGUAAAACAGGCAUUUACAAAAUCGACUCAGGAGACGAAACAUUCCCAUGCACUUACUUUUAAUGCCGUACAGUGGGAACGGAUAUUUAACAGCCAGUGCAGCUCGGGGAACUUGACAGUGCACGUGGCUGUGUAAACUACAGACUUCAUGCCAGCUUAUCGGCUCAUCUGAAAGGAAUGCAACAAGGAAAGAUUAGCGAUAAGUAAACUGGAUAUUUAAAGUGUUGCCAGUUUUAAUCUACCAUUGUAUUAGCAGCAGAGGAAAAGAAAAUGACUUCUGCUGAGAUGCUACCAACGAGUACCAACAAUGAGAAAAUCAAAUCUGUUAAACUGCCUUCCUGUGCAAAUCCUGGCAAUCCUGUGUUUUCUUGUAUGUUGGACCCAAAGAUACUCAUCACCAAUAAUUUCUUGACAAAGCCUCAGCUUUUACUGUUUAAAACAACUUCGAGUGAAUAUGGUGCUAUACCACCUACGUCUCAAAUGGUACCAUGUACCUACCAUCCAAAGGAUGAAACAUUUACAAAACAUUUGUUAAUUUGUGGUUUGACUCAACAUAAUUAUAUAAACACUGCCAUUGACAGAAGUAGGGUAUAUGACUACCCAAAUAUGCAGCAUACUCUGUAAAAUUGUACUCUCUUACUUUUCUGAUGUAUUUACUGAAAGAACUAGCCAUUUUACCUUUGGGGAAGCAAAAAGCAGGCUUGUUAUUUUUGUUGUCCAUUUUUGGAGUAAAGCGUCAAUACAUAUUACAGUAAAACACUUAUUUACUACAAGGA
Messenger RNA from Chelonoidis abingdonii (Abingdon island giant tortoise), 855 nucleotides. RefSeq names its product piercer of microtubule wall 2 (gene PIERCE2). The record is from RefSeq and is a predicted model, not a curated record. Gene Ontology annotation, biological process: axoneme assembly. NCBI's taxonomy places the organism in Eukaryota, Metazoa, Chordata, Testudines, Testudinidae. Gene Ontology annotation, cellular component: axonemal microtubule.